Messenger RNA from Myripristis murdjan (pinecone soldierfish), 1031 nucleotides. RefSeq lists its product as uncharacterized. The record is from RefSeq and is a predicted model, not a curated record. The transcript has 9 exons. The coding region runs from base 19 to 822 and encodes 267 amino acids. Lineage: Eukaryota; Metazoa; Chordata; Actinopteri; Holocentriformes; Holocentridae.
UGCACUGUAAACCAGCUAAUGAGUCUGGAGAGGUUCAGAAGGAGUUUAAAGAGACUGAGAGAGCACCACAAGAACUGCGAGAGGCGUUUGUCUCAAGGACUUUGCCAGCAAGUUCAAGACACAAUGACUGUGGGGCCAACACAAUUGGACAGUCGUUAUGAGCAGUCGGAGAGUGGGUGCCAUGAAUCCGAAUUUUCCAGCCAUGCGGGAUCAGAUGAUGACUCCUCUGACCUCCUCUCUACUGAAAAGAGACCCGACCCCUGCAGAGAGGAUGGGACCUCAGAUAUCGAUGCUGAAAAUCCCAUGUCAACUUCUCAGACUGUCCCACAUAAAGGACGAGAAAGAGCGGUGAGGGAGGUGGAUGACGAUCAGAGUCCAGGAACAAGCCUUAGCCAGAGGUUUUCACUGAGGAUCAAAAGAGGACAAGAGAAGGAGGCAGAGAAACAAUGGGAUGCGGGUCUUGACCAAAGCACUGAAGGUGGGAGUUGGUCUGCAGAUGAUGAGAGCUCAGGGACAAACCUGAUUACAAAGACACAGAAGAAGAAGAAAAGAGGAAAACAGAUGGUGAAAGGAAAAGAGCCACCCAAAGUUGCAGUGAGGAGACGAUGGAGUGAUGCAGAAAAGACAGCAGUCGAAAAGCACCUGGGAAACUGUUUGGCAGAGCGAAGAGUUCCUCGCAAAGAGGCCUGUCUGCGGGCUGUUCAGGCUGAGAAAGCCCUGUGUCAGAGGUCAUGGAGACUUGUCAAAGCCUAUGUUUCCAACAAAAUUGUGACUUUAAAUCGCAGAUCUUCUGCAAGGACUAGAGAUGCACCAUUCAGUUAGCCAGUUGGCUCAGAUAAAAGUCAUCCCUACUGAUCUGUUCAUGUCUGUUUUAUCUGUUCUUUUAUGUGUUCUUUGUGAAUAUAUAUUAGUGCAUCUGUAGUGAGCAGGGAAGCUUCAUUAUUUAAGUUUUGUUAGUUAAGUUGUUAUGUUUUUCUCAGCUCUGCAGUUAGAAAAGUAGGAAAGAACAUGCUUCAAACUACAUUUUUAAA